Balearica regulorum gibbericeps (East African grey crowned-crane) is the source of this 300-nucleotide messenger RNA. The record is from RefSeq and is a predicted model, not a curated record. NCBI's taxonomy places the organism in Eukaryota, Metazoa, Chordata, Aves, Gruiformes, Gruidae.
UGCCCCCAGUUCCACCAGUGUCCCCAGUGCCACCAGUGCCGCUGUCCCCACUGCCACCAUCACCAUCACCACUGUCCCCAGUGUCCCCAGUUCCACUGCCACCACCACCACCAGUGUCCCCAUCACCAUCACCAGUUUCCACUGCCACCACCACCACCAGUGUCCCCAUCACCAUCACCAGUGUCACCAGUGUCACCAGUGUCACCAGUGUCACCAGUGUCACCAGUGCCACCAUCACCGGUGUCACCAGUGUCCCCAGUGUCACCAGUGUCCCCAGUGUCCCCGGUGCCACCAUCACCA